Cylindrotheca closterium is the source of this 360-nucleotide messenger RNA. The record is from the annotation of a GenBank genome assembly. NCBI's taxonomy places the organism in Eukaryota, Bacillariophyta, Bacillariophyceae, Bacillariales, Bacillariaceae.
AUGAGCAAACCAUUCAAGGAAGAACACCCGCUUGAAAAGCGCAAGUCCGAGGCCGAACGCAUCCGCGCCAAGUACCCCGACCGAGUGCCUGUCAUUUGCGAAAAGGCGGACCGAUCUGACAUUCCCGAUAUCGACAAAAAGAAGUAUUUGGUACCAGCGGACUUGACGGUGGGACAAUUUCACUAUGUGAUUCGCAAGCGCAUCAAGCUGGCGCCCGAAAAGGCUCUGUUCUUGUUUUGUUCCAAUAGCAUCCCACCGAAUGCCGCGCUCAUGUCAACUGUGUACGAAGAACAAAAGGAUGAGGAUGGAUUCCUGUACAUUCAAUACAGUGGAGAGUCGACAUUUGGUUCGGAAGAGUAA